AUGCCUCUGCCAAAUUUGGCUUCUUUCCUUCUCCUCACCACCUUGUCCCAUGAAGGUACAAAGACCCUCCAAGCAGAGCAGAAACCCCUCACACUGCUGUGUAUUGGCUGCUCUCUCAUUGCACCUAGUGUUCUUUUGCUGUUCAAAAGUGUCUGGAAAGCAUGUUACAAAUCUUCAAAGCUGCCGAGAAAAGCAUCUGCAGCCCUGGUUUUGUUCUUCGAGUUUAUAGUUUCUGUGGGGUUGGCAGUGCUGACCAUUGUUGCAAUGCCACACUUGGACAUUGUGACCAAUGUGACGAUCCUGAGUGGUGUAGCUGUCCUCUCUGCCCUCCUGCAAGCGGUCGCUCAGUGCACUGUCAAAAAGAUAAAUGUAUUCCUGCUGCCUUCUAUCAUCGCCUCUCUUGUUAUAUUUCUUGGCUAUGGUCUUUUCAUUGCCCUGUACAUUAUGAAAGACCCUAAAGAUGCAAAGACAGCGAUUUGGGUGGGUCUUGCCAUUGGUGGGUCCAUUUUGGUGUCUUUUAACUGGUGGGAAAACUACUUUGGGGACAUCUCUGUGAAAAGCAAGUCAAACUUCCUCAAAUAUCUGUUUGAAGACUUGACCAAGUGUCAGAACAUGCUACACAUCUUCUCCAGUUUACUCAGGAUUGUGGUAACCGCCUGUGUGCUUGGUGCCUAUGUCCCUCUGGCUAAAAUGGACUGGGACGUUGUGACCUCCAUUCCAAGCCGGGAAACAAGAAUUGUAGCAAUCAUCAUUGGGGUCCAGCUGAUCUCCUCGGCACUCUGCCAUUGGUUUGCAUUGGCAGCCUGCAAGAUGCAUGCUAUACGACGAUGCUUCAUACUCCCUUUGUACCUGUCUUCCCUGGCUGUGAUAGCAUUGUUCAUUGUUCCUGUUAUCAUUUACUACCAAGACUACAAAUUAGGCCUGAACACAACUGAAAACAUCAACUUUACAAGAUACUGUACAGCAGCUGUAAAUGAAACAAAUCAAAGCCCGAGUGGUAAUGUGUUUCCCCAGCUGGUUUUGGAUGUUACACAAACUCUGUGCUCCCUGGAUCUGGCCAAAACAGCAAAUAUCGGAUUACUGACAGGUGCAGCAGCAUCGUGGUGGAUUGGCCUUGUGUUGGCCACUGUCCAUAUAUGGUAUCUUAACAUCUAUCGUAUCCAAAAGACACAAGACUUGUUUGUUCGGAGGCUCUAUGAGGGAGCCUUUAUUGAGCAAUCCCUACUCCUCAACACCCGUUUCCACAUCCAGACCAAAAAAGGCAGGAAGAAACAUUGUAGGGAAGACGCCACAACUGCAAUGGUGUAUCUCUGUGCAACAAUGUGGCAUGAGACCUAUGAGGAAAUGAUGAAUAUCAUGAUCUCAGUUUUCAGACUGGACAAGUACAGACCAAAUGUGGAACCAAAGUUUGAAGAUUUUGCCUUUGAAGCCCAUCUCUACUUUGAUGAUGCCUUUGAAAACGUCAAAGGAAGUCAGGGUCGUCAUCUAAACCCAUAUGCAAAGGACCUUGUGAAAAUUAUCACAGAGGUUUAUGGCAUCUUUGAGAACCUUGAUAAAACUUUCUUUGAGGUACAGCAACAAAUUCCUGAUCAGUCAAUCAUUGAGACACCAUAUGGAGCUCGUCUUGUUGUUCAAAUGCCUCAUGGGAAUAAGAUUGUAGCUCACUUCAAAGACAAAGAGAAAAUUCGGAACAAGAAGAGAUGGUCUCAGAUUAUGUAUCUUUACUAUCUUCUGGGUUGGAAACUUAUGAAUAAAUAUAACAAACGCUGGAAGAUGGGAUGUCUUGAAAAUGAUCUAAGUAAAGAGAUUCAGUGGUAUACCAAAGACUAUAUAGUUGCAUUUUCAUUCCAGAGAGAGAAGCACAACACCUACCUCUUGGCUUUAGAUGGGGACACAGACUUUCAGCCUGCUGCCGUGAUGCUGCUCAUUGAUCGUCUGAAAAUGUAUCCCCGUGUCGGCGCAGCAUGUGGAAGAAUUCACCCCACUGGAUCAGGUCCUGCUGUUUGGUUCCAGAAGUUUGAGUACGCUGUCAGUCACUGGUUGCAGAAGACAGCUGAGCAUGUCUUCGGCUCUGUACUGUGCAGCCCUGGCUGCUUCAGUCUGUUCAGAGCAGAGGCUUUAAUGGAUGAUAACGUGAUGAAGACAUAUUCUACCCAAUCCACAGAGCCCAGUCACUACAUCCAGUAUGACCAAGGAGAAGACCGCUGGCUGUGCACUCUACUACUGAAACAAGGGUGGAGAGUGGAAUACAAUGCAGCAUCUGAUGCCUACACCAACGCACCACAGGAAUUUAAAGAAUUGUAUAACCAGCGAAAACGAUGGGGGCCUUCCACGAUGGCAAAUGUUGCGGAUCUGCUCGGCUCCACCAACAUUGUUUCCAAGAAGAAUCCAUCUAUGUCCAAACCAUUCAUGCUAUACCAGCUGUUUGCCAUGAUCUCAGCCAUCCUUGGUCCAGCCACCAUCUGUCUCAUGGUAGCAGGUAGCCUGUCGUUCCUUUUGAACAUACCUGCUGCUGCUGCUCUGGUCAUAUCUGUGAUACCUCCUGCCAUCUACUUGGGUCUUUGCUUCAAGCUCAAGGCAGACACUCAGAUCACUAUUGCAGCAGUGUUGAGUGUCUUGUAUGCAUUCCUAAUGAUGGUGGUGGCAAUGUUCAUUAUUACCUCAAUGGUGAAGGAGAAAACCAUUCUGACUCCCAGCAGCAUUUUCAUUGUGUCCAUGUCCAUCAUUUACAUCGUCACUGCACUCAUGCACCCCCAGGAACUUCCUUUAGUGUUCUAUGGCAUUCUUUACAUUGUCUGCAUUCCCAGUGCCUACCUCCUGCUCACCAUCUACUCUAUGGCCAAUAUGAACAGUGUCUCUUGGGGAACCAGAGAAACAAAGCCUGCUGCAGAGGCUGCAACAACUGCAGCCACUGUCCAACAAACUAAAUCACAAAAAGCAAAAACCACCUUAAAGCGGCUCUGCUCGUGGAUGAAAUGUUGUAAAACAUCCAACCAGAGAUCAGAAGUUGAACAGCUCAGCAUAAGACAGGAGAACUUAAAUCCAGAGCCUACACAGCCUGAACCUCAACCCCAGAACACUAUUGUGGAUGAAGCCUCUGACAACGAACAAGAGUAG
Girardinichthys multiradiatus is the source of this 3117-nucleotide messenger RNA. RefSeq names its product chitin synthase chs-2-like. NCBI's taxonomy places the organism in Eukaryota, Metazoa, Chordata, Actinopteri, Cyprinodontiformes, Goodeidae. The transcript is spliced from 15 exons. Gene Ontology annotation, molecular function: chitin synthase activity. Gene Ontology annotation, cellular component: cell periphery; cell septum. The coding region runs from base 1 to 3117 and encodes 1038 amino acids. The record is from RefSeq and is a predicted model, not a curated record.